AUGCUGCCGAAGUCAGCUGUAGCUCCCGGAUGCACCCUGAGCAUUAACCUUGAGGACGGAGCACAGCCGGGGGACUCGAUUAGAGUAAGACAGUCGGAGGACAUCACGGGUCCUGGAGCCAUGGUGCAGCAGGCAGCUGUCAGGGAGCAUCCCCAGCUGGGCCAGCAGCAGGGGCGGACGGUUUUGCGCACAAUGCGUUUUCGGGUCCGCCUUGCGGAGGGGGUAACUCUAAUGGUGACCGGGUUCAUCAAUAUACAGAACAGGGCGCGCCUGGGGCUGCAGUCCCCAGGUGUCGACCUCCUGGCGCCCUGCCCCGCGAACGAGAGCGGGUCGUUCGUGGUCUUGCAAAAUGGCAUGCUCGUACAUGCCGUGUGCUGGCCUCCGGGCCUCCAGGCGGCCACGCUGAACAACAUGACCCGCCCCGCCGCCUUCCCUGGUGUCCAGCAGCUGCGCCCCACACUUCCCGCCCAGGCCCUCAACUGCUCCAACAGCAGCGACGUGCACCCCCUGGAGCGGUGCUGGCCACUGCGGGGGUUGUACCAGGACGUAGCUAUGUCCGGCCAGGACCCCGACGAGCAGGGCCAACUGUGGCCGACCAAUAUCUUCCUGCGGCUGCUCAAUAUGCAGUUUGCGUGUGUUGCGGUGAUGACGGAGACGUGCCUCAAGGAGCUGGGACCCACUGCAUGCUUUCUGUACAUGAGCUCGACGCAGCGAGUGGCGGUGAGGUUGUCGCCGCAGCGGCCAUCAGCGCCGGGGCCCUCACUGCCACCGUCGGUCGCCGCGGCGGCAGUGUCCGUGCGACCUGGGGGGGGGGAGGUGUCGGGGUCGAACCGCGGCAGGGCUGGAUUACCGCUGCUUGUGGUAGUGCUGCCCUGCGUGCUGGGAGUUCUCCUCAUCACAACUGUAGCCGCGGUAUUCGUCUGGUUCCUGGCCGCUCGGUACUGGCGAGCAGACAGAAGAGCCGGGUGGAGGCUGCCCGGGCACUCCGAUGGCAGCGACAAGCUCGCGGCCGCCUCGGGCGCCGACUCCCCCCCUGCGGGCGCCCAGCUGUGCAAGGGCCGCUCCUCGGAGUCUCUGGAUCCUGUGGGGUCCCAGGGGAGCACCGACGUACUUCAGCGGCAGCCUAGCAAGGGAGGGGGGGCAGGGCCCCGCAACCGACUGGACGCUGGGUAUGGGGAAGCGGCCCGGCGAGCACAUGCGGUGAUGUCCAGCACUACCGCGGAAACUGCCGAGGUCAAGGUUCUGGCGGGGACGUCAGCGCCUAUCAUUCUGGUCGUCUUCGUCGGCUCCGUGGCAUGCGGCUACAUCCUGGCUCCGGAUGCGCUGGUGAUUGUGACCCCCUUCACUCCGCACCGCUCCGACCUGAAGCUGGAUGUGCAGUGCGACACGGAGGUCAAGCUGCUGCCGGUGGUGAGGGGCCAGGGCCCCUCACCUGUCCAACGUCACCUCCCCGGCCCCGUUACGUGCACUUGCGACUCGAGGAACUUUGGCCGCGUGGUGGAGGGUCUGUACGGCGGGCAGCGUGUGGCGGUCAAGCUGGUGCCCGACCUGUCCCAGUGGAGCGGUGCGGGCGGGCCGGCAGCUCUGCAGAGCUACGUGCAGGAGGUGGAGGUGCUGGGUCGCUGCCAGCACCCCAAUGUGGUGCGGCUGCUGGCGGCGUGUGUGACCCCGCCACGGCUGUGUCUGGUGAUGGAGCUGAUGGACACCUCCCUGGACCGACUCAUACAUGCGAUACCACAGCCGGGGCCGCCACAACAGGCAGCGCCAACAAGUACGGGGCAGGAGGUGCAGCUAGGCACGUCCUCUGUGCGAGGUGGGGCCAGCAGCAGAAGCGACGGCUGCGGCUGCGGCGGCAGUAGCGGCGGCGAGGGCGGUCGCGAGAUUAGCGAUCGGGGAUUCAUGCUCAUGCCGCUGGAUAAGGUGUUGCAUGUGGGGCUGGAGGUGGCCCGGGGCCUGGAGUACCUGCACCCCACGAUUGUGCACCGGGACCUUAAGCCAGGCAACGUGUUGCUCAACGACCCCUAUGGACCCCGACCGGUUGUGAAGCUGACGGACUUUGGUCUGUCCCGGCUGCGCAGCAGCGUGCUGGUCACCCGGCACCCCGAGGCGGGCACGGUGUGCGCGCAUGCAUGGGGGCAGCGCAUGUCCACGGGGCAACAAACACAGUCGGUGGGUGUCUUCACAGCGUUGUUGAACCUGUGGGACGACGAAGCUGCCUGCCCGCGAGCAACAUUGGUACAUGUCUAG
This is a messenger RNA of Volvox carteri f. nagariensis, 2247 nucleotides long. RefSeq lists its product as uncharacterized. The coding region runs from base 1 to 2247 and encodes 748 amino acids. The transcript has 12 exons. Gene Ontology annotation, molecular function: ATP binding; protein kinase activity. NCBI's taxonomy places the organism in Eukaryota, Viridiplantae, Chlorophyta, Chlorophyceae, Chlamydomonadales, Volvocaceae. The record is from RefSeq and is a predicted model, not a curated record. Gene Ontology annotation, biological process: protein phosphorylation.